This is a messenger RNA of Lotus japonicus, 1208 nucleotides long. RefSeq names its product transcription factor bHLH117. Gene Ontology annotation, molecular function: DNA-binding transcription factor activity; protein dimerization activity. Gene Ontology annotation, biological process: regulation of DNA-templated transcription. Lineage: Eukaryota; Viridiplantae; Streptophyta; Magnoliopsida; Fabales; Fabaceae. The coding region runs from base 80 to 928 and encodes 282 amino acids. The transcript has a single exon. The record is from RefSeq and is a predicted model, not a curated record.
GCUGCGCUUCCUAUAUAUAUAUAUUAGUACUACACUACACUACCUUGCACACUCUUCAUUUUCAUCCUCUCUCCGAUCAAUGGACCCCAUGUUUUCCGGCGACUCCUCCGCCUUAGACCCUAUGUUUUCCGGCAUCAGCCUCCACCACCUCCUCACCCUCAACCCCUCUCUCUUCCCUGACCAACAACCCAACCUCCACGCCGCCGACACCAUCAACCUUCUCACCCCAAAAUCCGAGUACCCCAACUUCGAAAACCACCAACAACAACAACUCUUCACUUCCUCCUACCCUGAUUACCCUCCUGAACAACCCUUCAACAUCUUCCCCCACUUCCAACCACCACCACCACCACAUUUCCACCACCUCCCCCAACUCCACUCGCCGGAGACUCCCUACCGGAAACGCUUCCGCCAUCAGGAGAUAGAAACCUUCUCUCCUCCUCCUCCUCCAGCACCGGCGGUGAUUCUUCAGAGCCACCUUGCCCGCCAGAGGAGGCAGAAGCUGAGCGAGAAGACACGCUGCCUGCAGAAGCUGAUGCCAUGGGACAAGAAGAUGGACCAGGGGACCCUUCUCGAAGAGGCCUACAAGUACGUCAAAUUCUUACAAGCCCAAACCUCCGUCCUUCAGUCCAUGCCCACCACCACCCGUUUCGCCGCCGCCUCCGCCGGCGGCGUUUUCGGCGAGAUGGAGAGGCUGAACAGGAGCCAGGCGUUGCAGAUUCUGGUGAACUCGCCUGUUGCUCAAACCAUGCUUUACUCAAAAGGGCUCUGUGUUUUCUCUGUUGAACAGGUUGCUUUGCUCAGAAAAUUUACAGAGAGAAAGCAGCAUCAGCAUCAGCAUCACCAUUUCCAUCAGAAUCAGAUUCAGGAGCAGGAACAGGAGCAAGAAAUGUCUGAUCAUGAUUCCUCCAAAACUUUCUUGAACUAAUUAGCAUUUGGGUUUCUGGGUAUGAAUCAAGGUGUUUCCUUUAUCAAACACCAAUUUUGGGUAGUGCAGUGCUUACUCUCUGUUUCUGUCAAUGGCUCUAGAGAAGAAUAGGGACUUUUCAUCUUCCUCUGUUUUUUUUGGGUUUUGGGUUUUUCUGCUAAUUAAUGAUCUUAAUAGUGAGAUAAUACAGUGUAAGUAUUGAAAUUAAUCUUGGUUUAACGGUUACAACUCAUCAUGUUAAUUACUGUUAAUUAGUGACUGAUGAUGACAACUUAUGCUA